Populus euphratica (Euphrates poplar) is the source of this 588-nucleotide messenger RNA. Its product is annotated as cytochrome P450 81D11-like. The coding region runs from base 1 to 588 and encodes 195 amino acids. The transcript has a single exon. The record is from RefSeq and is a predicted model, not a curated record. Gene Ontology annotation, molecular function: heme binding; monooxygenase activity; iron ion binding. Lineage: Eukaryota; Viridiplantae; Streptophyta; Magnoliopsida; Malpighiales; Salicaceae.
AUGGAAUGGGCAUUAGCCAAUCUACUCAACCAUCCAGACGUGCUAAGGAAAGCUAAAGCAGAAGUGGACGCUCAAGUUGGAGACCGCUUGAUAGAAGAGUCAGAUUUUGCAAAACUACAUUACCUUCAGAGCAUCAUCUCCGAGAAUCUGCGUUUAUGUCCGGUGACACCGCUUAUACCACCGCACAUGCCAUCCUCCGACUGUACCAUUGGAGGAUACCAUGUCCCAGCUGGGACUAUAUUAUUUGUAAACGCAUGGUCUCUCCACAGAGACCCUACACUGUGGGAUGAGCCCACAAGUUUCAAGCCUGAGAGAUUUGAAUCUGCAGCCAGAGUUGAUGCAUCCAAGUUCAUCCCCUUUGGGAUGGGAAGGAGAGCUUGUCCUGGAGAUGGCCUAGCAAAAAGAGUAAUGAUCUUAACUUUGGGAUCGUUGAUACAGUGCUUUGAGUGGGAUAGGGUUGGUGAAAGCAAGAUUGACAUGGCAGAGAAGACAGCACUGACCAUGUUCAAAGUUGAGCCCUUAGAGCUCAUGUGUAGAGCUCGCCCGAUUCUAGACAUGUUCCUCUCUUUAGGUGAUCAAAAAAUAUAA